CUUCAAUCAUUGAAGACCCUGCAGCUGGGUGAGUGAAGAUCCUGACAAUAUACACAGUUCAGCCAUGCAUGGCCAUGGAGCAGCCACACACACACACACGGUCCAUCCAUCCAUCCAUCGAUCCAUCCAUCCUCGGCUAUGUGCACACACAUACACAUACACCCAGACACACAGAGGUGUCCGUCCGUCCGUCCGUCCGUCCGACCCCCCACCCGUGACAACAGUGUUCAUCCUGCCUACACGUUCGAGCCUGCCUACGCCGGCCGCCCCGCCAGGCCAGUCAGUGCUGUUUCUUCUCCCUCUUCGCCGGCGGCUCGUCGUCCUCCCUCCCCUCCCUCUGGUACUCGGGCAUGCCACUCAAAUGGUGAUGCGCCCACAGCGCCUCCUCAACACGCAACGCCGUCCACUCACACCCAUCACCAUCACUGUCAACCCCGUUGCUGUCAGGUUUUGAUGUGGCCGCCUCAGCACGCAGCGCCGCGACCUUCUCGAGUAUCCUGCCUACAUCAACGAAGGAUGAAAGAAACCAGACAGACACCUGGCUGCGUCCAUCAAUCCACUCAUGUGUGUCAGCAACAGUCGCUCGCUUACUCACUGACUUACUCAUGAAUUUCUGGAACGUCUUGAUGUCGUAUUUGACAGCGAGACCCGGCACCCCCUGCACGGCCUCGUCCGACGUGAACGGCACUAUGUCGGGUCGAACUACAGCUGACGAUCGACACCACAACGACCAACACACGAAUUGACUGACCGAUAUUCAGCCAGCCAGCCCCUCCGUGCCAUGUGUGUACCUGCAAUGGCGCUUGCAGUUGCCGGGCCGACUCCCUUGAGCGACGUGAGGGUCUGCAUGGCGUCAACUGACAGCCGCGUCGUCUGCGCCGCCUCGCCGCCCUCCUCUAUCGCCCGCAGCUGCACAAACGCACGUUCAGUGGUCCUCUGCACGAGGAAGGCCCCGUUCGACGCCGCCAGCUUGCUCAGGUUGGGGCGGAAUUUGCCCCUCGUGACCUUCCACUCAACCAGACGGACAAGCUCGUCACCGGCUGCAGGCAGACAGUCACACGCAUAGGCACGCACCCGUGAUCCAGUCUGAGUGUAAGUGUGUGCGGGUCUUGCAAUGUGAGCGGCCUCACUCAUGUGCGGUGGGUCUCUGUCCUUGACAGAUGGGAUGAGCUCAUCGCGAUACCUGCGGCCACUCACGUCAAGUCAACAAACACAUCAGACAGAUGAUAUGCAACGAGUGGCCUUUUCCUGCCUCACCAUACCAGCUGUCGAGCGCCUUGGCCUUGCCCUGCUUGCAACCAAUUUGCAUCAUCCAUCAUGGGUUCCGGCAUGCAUAUCAAAAGGAUGAAUCAAAGUGAUCAAAGGCCUGCAGCCGAAGAGCACUGUCUGUCAUGGCCUGGUCUCACCUGCUUGUAAGCGUCUAUUGCGGCGCCGUACAGGUGCUUCCAGUGGCGCCACUCGGCCUCAUCUGAGUCCCACAGGGACCUUCCUCCGUCAGCAGCCGCCUUGCUAGCAGCCGUUCUCUUCGGAGCCAUCCCCUCAGCUCCCUACAGGACCAUCAUCGAAGACAUUUCCUUUCCGCCUCGACGCAUGCUGCCCGCCUGCAUGCAAGGUCACAAAGGAGCAAGAUCAAUGGGAGAUUCAUCGAUCCUUUGGUCAAAGUGCAGCUGCAUUCCUCCGUGCCUACCGAAAGGAUCUAUUGCCGUUCCCUCUCCC
Messenger RNA from Vitrella brassicaformis, 1716 nucleotides. NCBI's taxonomy places the organism in Eukaryota, Vitrellaceae. The record is from the annotation of a GenBank genome assembly.